This is a messenger RNA of Fomitiporia mediterranea MF3/22, 581 nucleotides long. RefSeq lists its product as uncharacterized. Lineage: Eukaryota; Fungi; Basidiomycota; Agaricomycetes; Hymenochaetales; Hymenochaetaceae. The record is from RefSeq and is a predicted model, not a curated record. The transcript is spliced from 7 exons. The coding region runs from base 1 to 462 and encodes 153 amino acids.
AUGGGCGACUGGAUCAAUCUUAUGAUAUACGAAUCAGUUCUUGUUGUGCUCUUAUUGAUCAAGGGAUUUCAAAUGUACAAGGAACUUGGGGAAACAUCCCUCUACCUGGCUUUGUUCAAGGAUGGUGCUGUUUUCUACGCCUUACUCUAUGCUUUGUCAGUCGCAAACGUGAUUGUAAUCGGUUCUCCAUUCCGCGAGCCGUCAAAAUUUGCCUAUCUCGCAAGCAUGGAGCGAGUCAUGCAUUCUGUCUUGACAGGGCGUCUACUCUUUACAUUGCAAAAGGCCUCAGCCGAGCGAAUUACCACGGGCACAUCGAUCGACCUGCCAACUCUACAAUUUUCGGGAUCGACUGGAGUCCCAAGUACAAUGGACAGUAGAGCUGAAAGCGGAAGCGAAACCCUUACUCCUUCGCUUGUCGCCGGAGAACUUGAAGAACAACCUAAUCAGACAACCUUUCAUUGAUGGUUCCUCAAUUGUACCAAAGCACGAGCUAAUAUUAGGUUGCUGGUAACUGGUUUGAUUUGAGCUACUAUCAGAGUAAAAUAAGGGCAGAUCUGUGUGGAAUCAAAUCAUUCUCUCCU